AUGUAAAACAAAAAUUUGUCAGAACUACAACUUUGUCAAUAAUAAAAAUAAUAAUUUUAAAAAUCAAUCAAUUGUUUAUUGAUUGAAACAAGUAAAUUUAAAUUAUUAGCGUGUAAUUAACAAUGACACUGAAGUUAGUCGAGGUCUGAUAAUUUUUGAAUUUUUUCAUAAAAUAAAUAUUUUAAAAAUUGUACCUAUAGAUUUUAUAAUUUUUUCCUUGUGCAUAUUUUGAGUUUUGUUUCUUUUUGUAAUUUAUUUGUUGAAAAAAAAACUAAUAAUAAAAUUAAAUAAAAAUGUUUUUAAAUAAAGCGGUGACUAAAUUGCAUGGAUCUGCAGUAAAUUCAUUGCAAAUAUUUAAGCGACUUGCAACGUACCACCCAGAUUAUUACAAGAGUCCAGAAGCAAUUCAACGAGAGCAAGAGGAGGCUGAUGAACCAAGACCCCGACGUAAAUUAAAAAAGUGGCGAAGAAUGCCGGGUGAAUUACCUGUUGAUGAAUCAUUUCUGGGUAUGUUUAAUAAUCAAGCAGACAGAGAUGAUGCUGGAGGUUUUAUUUUCCGAGGAAAAAGUCUCAAGUUUACAGACUUGAUGUACUCAUUUAAAUUACGUCGACACGAGUACUUGCAGUUUGAUCAAAAGUAUCUUAUUGAGCGUAAUCAAGUAUUGGGUAAUGACUUAGCCGCAGUACACUUCGUUGUUUAUAGAAAAGGGAAAUUCCGUAAAAAAGGUGAAACUGAGAUGUGGGAUAUCAGCAACCUGGAUGUGAUACCAAAUACUUAUCAACCUGAUUGGUAUGUUGAUGAAAUUGAUGUCAGUAACACUGAUAUUGUUUAUGAAGGUAUUGAAAAUUUCAAACAUCUGAAAUGGCUCAAAAAACUAACAUUUAAAAAUUGUAAACACUUUGAUGACUGGUGCCUAGACAGAGUUGUUGGUUUGUGUCCAACUAUUGAGUACUUGGAUAUUUCCGAGUGUGAAAAAGUAACAGAGCGCGGUCUAGAAGCUCUUUACAGAGCAUGGAAUUUAAAAGAUUUAAUUGUCACGGAUCAUUAUCACAACCCGGCAUUUGAAUUGACUUGUAUGAUGAUUGAAGACUGCCUACCUGAUUUGAAAAUUCAUAUAAAGAAAGCGCCCAAGAAAGAACCUGAGCAAGAUCUAAGUCAUAAAGAUAAAGAAGAGCAAGAAGAAGUACAGGAAAAAGAAGCUCUUCAAAAUAAAAAUUAAUUUAGAUUUAUUUAACACAAUAAGUUAAAGUUAUAGAUCUAUGUAUACAUAUAUAUUAAGUAUUAUAAAUACAAUGGAAAUGUUAAUUUAA
Messenger RNA from Microplitis demolitor, 1311 nucleotides. Its product is annotated as distal membrane-arm assembly complex protein 2. The record is from RefSeq and is a predicted model, not a curated record. The transcript has a single exon. NCBI's taxonomy places the organism in Eukaryota, Metazoa, Arthropoda, Insecta, Hymenoptera, Braconidae. The coding region runs from base 294 to 1220 and encodes 308 amino acids.